Macrobrachium nipponense is the source of this 1638-nucleotide messenger RNA. RefSeq names its product hyaluronidase-like. Gene Ontology annotation, molecular function: hyalurononglucosaminidase activity. The coding region runs from base 250 to 1329 and encodes 359 amino acids. Lineage: Eukaryota; Metazoa; Arthropoda; Malacostraca; Decapoda; Palaemonidae. The record is from RefSeq and is a predicted model, not a curated record. The transcript is spliced from 9 exons. Gene Ontology annotation, biological process: hyaluronan catabolic process; defense response; carbohydrate metabolic process.
CUUACUCAUAGUCAUAUACCAAGCAAUAUACCUAAAUCGUGAUACCAAAGGCAGUUCAGCAGUGUCUAGUUCGAAGUUACCGGGGAUGGACAGGGGUUAAGCGUUAACGGUGUUGUUUUCAGGUCUCCCUACAGACUGUGAUGAGUGGAGUCCGGUAAAUUUAUGCUUACUGCGGCCAUACUGAAUAAAUCUGCAUACUUUGAAAGACGACGUUGUUACGGGGAUUAGGGUGCUUCUAGUGAAAGAGCCAUGUUAUGCAAAAUAGGCCUGUCCAUAAUAGGACUGUGUGCUCUAUGUGUCUCUGUAGCCGAGGCCAAGGACUUCAACGUAUAUUGGAAUGUGCCCACAUUCAUGUGCCAUCAACGUGGAAUCUACUUUGAUGUCACCAAGUUCGGCAUCAUCCAGAAUACCGAUGACAUUUUCCAAGGCGAUAAGGUGAACAUUUGGUAUCAUCCGGGGAAGUUUCCCCACAUGAACAACGGCAUCCCUGUUGACGGAGGAAUUCCCCAGAAUGGCAGUCUCGAGGACCACGAAGCUACUUUCAGGAGCCAAGUAGCAACAAUGCCAGAAGACUUCCAUGGUGUGGCCGUCCUUGACUUUGAGUAUUACCUUCCCUCCCAGGCCAGAGCUCCCGUCGAGUACAGACAAGCGUCUAAGAAGUGGGUGGCGGAGCAAUAUCCCGAAUGGACUGACGAAGAAAUCGACAUUGAAUCCCAAAGAACAUUCAAUGAAUCCAUUAGGAAUUUCAUGGAGGUUGCUCUAGAAAUUGGGGUUGAGAUGAGGCCGAACGCCCUCUGGGGAUACUACCAUUAUCCCUACUGUAAAAAUAAGGCGGGAGCAGUCGAGUGUGCCUCCGGCAUGACUGAGAUGAACAACGAAACCCUGUGGCUAUACGAAGCAAGCAAGGCCAUGUACCCCAGCAUCUACCUCUUCGACACCAUGGGGGUCGACCAGAGGAAGGGCAUGGCCCUUGGGAGGAUCCUCGAGGCAAAGAGGCUGAACGACGUCAUAUCUCGACCCAUCGCUGUUUUGACCUAUUGCGCCAAUCAGUACCAUGACGGAGGUCAUUUUAUAACACCAGAGGACAUCGUAAACACAAUUGGCUUGUCAAAGGAAGAAGGAAUUGAUGGCUCUGUCAUAUGGGGAAGUUCGUCUGGCCUCAACACGAAAGAAAAAUGUCUGACAUACAAGGAUUUUGUGGAGAACGUAAUGGGACCAAUAGUGCAAUACAUUCUUGAAUCACCAGUGAAACACAUCACUGACGCCCUAGGAUCCCGAAGCGCAAUGAAGGACUUCAUAUCGAAUGCCAUGCACAGAUUCAGACACUAACUUGGAUAAAGGAAAUGCCGUCAUGAUUGAUCUAAUUUUAUCAGUAUAUAACCAUUUAUGUUAUAUACGUGGUAAAGGUAUCUUAUCAUUUAGCUCAUGUUGCUUUUGUGUUUUUCAGUAGUUAAAUCUGUUCAUAUUUACACGAGAAAGCUUAUAAUGAUACAUUCUUUACAUGGUAUAGUUAAAAUUUGUCUAAUAAUACAUUGAUCAUAUAUGUGGAUUACUUACAUUGUGUGUAAAUAUUAGGUAUCAAUUUAAAACUUAAUUAUGUUAUUUAAAGAUAAAUGAAAUAUUUAACAGAUACCCUUC